This is a messenger RNA of Carlito syrichta (Philippine tarsier), 3166 nucleotides long. Its product is annotated as zinc finger protein 658B-like. The record is from RefSeq and is a predicted model, not a curated record. Gene Ontology annotation, biological process: regulation of transcription by RNA polymerase II. Gene Ontology annotation, molecular function: RNA polymerase II cis-regulatory region sequence-specific DNA binding; DNA-binding transcription activator activity, RNA polymerase II-specific. Lineage: Eukaryota; Metazoa; Chordata; Mammalia; Primates; Tarsiidae. Gene Ontology annotation, cellular component: nucleus.
AUCUCCAGCGUCUGCCUUCUUGGCCUGAAAGGCAAGCAUCCGGUUUCUUAGGUCUGCUCGGGAGCAGAGGCCGCGCACCUGGGGUGAACCUUCACAGGCCUCUACUCUCUUCCAGGAGCAGCAGAAAAUGAACGUGGCUCAGGGAUCCGUGUCAUUCGAGGACGUGACCAUGGAGCUCACCUGGGAGGAGUGGCGGCAGAUGGGCCCCGGGGAGCGGAGCCUAUACAGGGACGUGAUGCUGGAAAAUUACGGCCACCUUGUCGCAGUGGGGUGCUGCAUUACCAAACCCAAGGUUAUCCACAUGUUGGAGCAAGGAGAAGAACCAUGGUCCCUAGAAGUCAAAUUCCUAAACCGGAAGUACCCAGGAUAUUAUAAAAUUGAUGACAACAUACAAGAGAUUCAGGAAAAACAAAAGAAGUCUCUGUGUCAAGUAAUAUUCAUUGAUGACAAUGAUAAAACAUUGAGUAAAGAAGAACAGAAAGCAUACCUCAUUCAGUAUCAGAGGACUCAUUCAGGGGAGAAACUUCAAUAUGAAGAAUGUGGGAAAUCCUCUUGUACAAGUUCACACUCUAUUCAGCAUUCUGGAGCUUAUGUGGGAUUCAGACUUUAUGAAUGUAAUGAAUAUGGGAAACCUUUCUGUCAGAAGUCAAACCUUAGUGAACAUGUUAGAAUUCACACAAAGGACAAAACUUAUGGUAACAAUGACUGUGGGAAAUCUUACAGGUCACCCCUUGUAGGACAUCAGAAAACAGAAACAAAGAUGAAUCUCUGUGAAGGCAGUGAAUGUGGGAAAACAUUCUUCAAGAUGGCAUGUCUCAAAGAACAUUGGAGAAUUCCCAUUGAGGAGAAACCUUAUGAAUGUAUUGAGUGUGGGAAAACUUUCUUCACAUCAUCACAUCUCAGAGCACAUCAGAGAAUUCACACAGGUGAUAAACCCUAUGAAUGUAUUGAAUGUGAGAAAACUUUCUCUCACAAGACACACCUCAGUGCACAUCAGAGAAUCCACACAGGAGAGAAACCCUAUGAUUGUACUGAAUGUGGAAAAUCUUUUACCUGUAAUUCAGCCCUAAAAACACAUCAGAGAAUUCACACAGGUGAGAAACCCUAUGUAUGUGCUGACUGUGAGAAAACUUUUGCCCAUAAUUCAGCCCUCAGAGCACAUCAGAGAAUUCACACAAGGGAGAAACCUUAUGAAUGUAAAGAAUGUGGAAGGUCUUUUGCUUGUAUUUCUGUUCUCAAAGCACAUCAAAGAAUUCAUACAGGUGAGAAACCCUAUGACUGUAAUGAAUGUGGGCGAUCUUUUACCUUCAGUUCAGGUCUAAUAGCACAUCGGAGAAUUCACACAGGUAAGCCCUAUGAAUGUAGUGACUGUGAGAAAACUUUUACCCAUAAUACAGCCCUCAGAGUACAUCAGAGGAUUCACACAGGGGAGAAACCUUAUGAGUGUAAUGAAUGUGAGAAAACUUUUACCCGUAAUUCAGUGCUUAGAGCACAUCAGAAAAUUCACACAGGGGAGAAACCCUAUGAAUGUAAUGAAUGUGGAAAAACUUUCACUGAGAAGUCACAUGUUAGUGCACAUCAGAGAGUUCACACAAGGGAGAAACCCUAUGAUUGUAAUGAAUGUGGGAAAACUUUCUCCCAGAAGUCACACCUUAGUACACACCAAAGGACUCACACAGGACAGAAUCCUUAUGAAUGUAAUAAAUGUGGGAAAACUUUUUCCCAGAAGUCACACCUUAGUACACACCAGAGGACUCACACAGGGGAGAAACCCUAUGAAUGUAAUGAAUGUGGGAAAACUUUCUCUGGUAAGUCAUAUGUUAGUGCACAUCAGAGAGUUCACACAGGGGAGAAACCCUAUGAAUGUAAUAUUUGUGGAAAAUCAUUUGCCUUUGACUCAUCCCUUAGAAUGCAUCAGAGAAUGCACACAGGUAUGAAAUCCUAUGGUUGUAAUGAAUGUGGGAAAACUUUCUACCAGAAGUCACAACUUAGGGUACACCAGAGGACUCACACAGGGGAGAAACCCUAUAAAUGUAAUGCAUGUGAGAAAACUUUCUCCCAGAAGGCAAACCUUAGUGCACACCAGAGGACUCACACAGGGGAGAAACCCUAUGAAUGUAAUAUAUGUGGGAAACCAUUUGCCCUUAACUCAUCCCUUAAAGUGCAUCAGAGAAUUCACACAGGUGUGAAAUCCUAUGGAUGUGAUGAAUGUGGGAAAACUUUCGCCCGGAAGUCACACCUUAGUACACACCAGAGGACUCACACAGGGGAGAAACCCUAUGAAUGUAAUGAAUGUGGAAAAACAUACUCCAGAAAUCUCAGAGUACACCAGAGAAUUCACACAGGGGAGAAACCCCAUGAAUGUGGUGAACGUGGGAAAAUUUUUUUUCAUAAGGCAGCUUUACGAACAAUGCGUACUAGAAUGCAUAUCAGAGAGAAAACCCUAACACAUCAUGAAUUUGAGAAAUCCUGAAUUAACUCAUACCUUAUUUUAUACCACACAGCGGAGAAACUCUUGUCAUGUAGACUGGAAAAUUGUUUUCCUUAACAUUUUCCAUUUCCACUAGGCUCGUAGCUUGUUGAAAAUCCCAAUCUCAUUCACCAGGUGGGCUGACCAAAGAAUAUGAUGCUAAUGAUAAAUAUUACAUUUAGUCCUGGCCCCUAAACAUCUUACAGUCUUCCUGGUCCAUGGUAAGCUGGGAUUGAGAUGAUUUCCACAGCAAGUUGGCUUUUGUGUGUUGAAUGUAGUGGAGCACAAGGUUAAAAGAAGCUAGAGUCUGAAUAACUGUUUGGAUUAUAAUUCUCUGCUUCCACAUCUUCAUCAGUUGCUUGUUUUUCAAGCAAGAAUUAAGUUUGUUUUCCACUGAGUUCUCAGAUUUGACCUAUUAGUUAAAUGCAUUGUUUUGUUGUCUCUCUAUUAGACUAGGAUGAAAUCCUAUUACCAUAAUACAUUUCAGAAGAAGUGUAAUAAUUCAGUUUUACUGUAUAUCAGAGACUUCACAUGAAGAAGAAAAUUGUCAACAUCCUGAAUAAUCAGAAGCCUUCCUUAAAGUCAGAGACAUUUCAGGGAAAAACACAAAAGCCUUCACAACAAAAUUAAUUGUAUUAAACAUUCAAAUAAUUAGGAUAAAAUUUUAUAUUUUGAAUAAAUAAUUUUUAUCAAAUA